AUGGAUUUUAUACCAUAUCUCUUUCUUUUUCUCUCCCUCCUACUGCUACUCACUCUCUCUCUCUUUCGUUUUGAUUUUUCUUUCUCCAAAUUUGGUGCUUCUGCUUUCUUUCUCCAUCCCCGCCCCAACUCUUUCUUCUGGAUCUUCGCAAAUGUUGCACAUCUUAUAUCAACCUGUUGCAGAGAGGAUUUGCUGGCCAAAUACACAUCUAUCUAUCUAUCUAUCUAUCUAUCUAUCUAUCUAUCUAUCUAUCUAACUUGCCUGCCUAUCUAUCUAUCUAUCUAUCUAUCUAUCUAUCUAUCUAUCUAUCUAUCUAUCUAUCUAUCGCAUUCUGGUAAUAUCUAUCUAUCUAUCUAUCUAUCUAUCUAUCUAUCUAUCUAUCUAUCUAUCUAUCUAUCUCAUUCUGUUUCUGACUGUCACAUUCGAUUAACAUUUGUCUGUCUGUCUAUCUAUCUAUCUAUCUAUCUAUCUAUCUAUCUAUCUAUCUAUCUAUCUAUCUAUCUCAGGCAGUUCACUGAUAAUUUUAUUUAUAUUUAUGAAAUUCUUUUGGUUGAUAAAAUUUACAAAACGAAGUUAAAUUUGAGUUAA
Acanthosepion pharaonis is the source of this 588-nucleotide messenger RNA. NCBI's taxonomy places the organism in Eukaryota, Metazoa, Mollusca, Cephalopoda, Sepiida, Sepiidae. The record is from the annotation of a GenBank genome assembly.